GCUUUGUUGGGAUGGGGCAACACAACAUAAGGGUUCAGCAACAUCGAAUUAUAAACUGAUCUUUUGAACUCCUGGCCUAGAUUACCAACUCCAUCAUAUCUCCUUAUCUAACCUUUAACCAUGAGGCAAAAUAAUACAACGGAUCCUCCGCCGAUCCUGAUCAUCGGCGCCGGCAUUGCGGGGCUCGCGCUAGCCCAAGGUUUACGUCUCCGUUCAAUUCCAUUCCGCCUCUUCGAGCGAUAUCCCCAGUCACGCAGUUCGCAAGGCCACCGUUUUCGCAUCUCAAAAGAUGGCCAAGCCGCUCUUGACAGCGUUUUAUCUCAUGAACUUCAGGACCUGCUUCGACGCACUGAGGCCGAAAGGUAUCGCUUCGAGCCGCGAUAUGUAGAUGUCAGGAAGCUCGAGUUCGCGAAACAGACACCGAUAGACCCGGUCUCCAUGCCCGUGGACAGGGCGUGGAUCCGUCUAUUACUUGCGCUGAACAUUAAUGACGCCAUAGAGUACGAAAAAGAGUUCGCAUCUUACAGGGUUAUCGGGGAUCAAGUUCAAGUUAGAUUUGUGGACGGAUCGACGGCGCUCGGACGGCUACUUGUGGGUGCAGAUGGCAUUAGGAGCCGCGUGCGCACACAACUUCAGCCCGAUCGCAAGCUGCUUGAUCUAGAACGCUGGCUCAUGUGGGGUAGAACUCCACUGACUGACGAUCUCAAGAAAGAUGUACCAAAAGAUCUGCUCAGUUGGUGUAUGUACCAGGAUCAGGAAUCGAACGUCCAGAUCAUCGUCGAUCCUAUGAUGUGGUCGAAAAGCGUCCGUCAAGAAUCAAACGCAAGGCUACCCGACUUUCCCGGCUACGUCUACUGGGUCGUUUGUACGGCGCCUUUCCAGUAUUCGAAGGUUUUACCUAAGACGACGGGCGAGAAAAGGCAGUUUCUAGACCGAAUAACUGAGACAUGGCACCCUGCUCUGAAGCUCUUGCUAAGCUCAGCUAAUCAUGACCUAACCUCCUGCAUACCCGUUUUAUCGAGCAAACCGGACAUUGGAAUAGGAUCGGCUAGUCAGACCGGGCUAGUUACACUCAUCGGUGACGCAGCACAUCCCAUGAGCCCCAUGGGUGGAUCCGGUGGCGAUACUGCUGUUCGAAGUGCAGCAGAUCUGGCGUUGACUAUUGCUGAAAGAGGAGUAACGAAGAGCAGCAUUGCAGACUUCGAAGCAAGAAUGGAGGCCAGAGCAAAAGAGAGGAUUGAGCAUUCUUUCAAAGGUGGACAGAAAUUUUGGCGGGGGAAAGACUGGACUGAGUAUAACGAAGUUGACAUUUAAAGACCCGUUGCCUUUAAUAAGAGCGUUUGAAUAGUAAUAGAAGUCUGCACAGACCGAAUGGAUAUCAGACAACUUAAGGCGACAGCAAGCAUAUAACAUAAACACACAAC
This is a messenger RNA of Daldinia vernicosa, 1424 nucleotides long. Its product is annotated as FAD/NAD(P)-binding domain-containing protein. Gene Ontology annotation, molecular function: FAD binding. The transcript has a single exon. NCBI's taxonomy places the organism in Eukaryota, Fungi, Ascomycota, Sordariomycetes, Xylariales, Hypoxylaceae. The record is from RefSeq and is a predicted model, not a curated record. The coding region runs from base 121 to 1314 and encodes 397 amino acids.